Molecule: messenger RNA, 1107 nt
Organism: Calidris pugnax (ruff)
Lineage: Eukaryota; Metazoa; Chordata; Aves; Charadriiformes; Scolopacidae
Gene: B3GALT4
Product: Beta-1,3-galactosyltransferase 4
Exons: 2
Coding region: 1-1107 (368 amino acids)
Cellular component (GO): membrane
Molecular function (GO): hexosyltransferase activity
Source: RefSeq, a predicted model, not a curated record
AUGCAGCUGACCCCCUGCAGGCUCCGGACUCACCAGUGGUGCUUCAUCCUCUUUAAUGUCUUGCUUUUCCACAUGCUGCUUUUUGGAGCGGAUUUACUGGAGGAAUACUUCCUGCGGUCAUUACCGCUUUCUUACACCGAUGCAAAGGCUCUCGACAUCAGGGAGAGGGCCAGGAAGCUGGAUAUGGAUCCUCUGAAGGCCAAUCUCUCUUUCGCCGUCAGCAGCGCAGCAACGUGCUCCGAUAAAGAGAUCUUUUUACUCAUUCUUGUCUGCAGCAGCCCAGAAAACAGGACAAGGCGCGAGGUGAUCAGGCAGACAUGGGGCAACGCGACAGACGCCGGCGGUUCCGCCGUCCUUACCCGGUUUGCUUUAGGGAAGCCGGCGGCGGUGACCACCCAGCUGGAGAUCGAUGAAGAGUCUCAAAAGCACAGAGACAUCAUCCAAGGCAGUUUCAUCGAUUCUCCCGAGACGGAGACCCAGAAGGUGGUGAUGAGCGUGGAGUGGGCAGUGACUUUCUGUCCCCAGGCAAGGUAUAUUCUCAAAGCAGACGAAGACGUGUUUGUCGGUGUCCCCAGCCUGGCAGGGUACUUGCUGGGUUUAACACAGCUGGAGGACGUGUACAUGGGGAGGGUCGUCCAUCAAGCAGCUCCUGACAGAGACCCUGCAAGCCCUGGCUUUGUUCCCACCCAUCGAUACGCCGAGGAGUUUUACCCCGAUUACUGCGAAGGGAGCGCUUUUGUCGUGUCCCAGGACGUGGCCCGCAAGGUCUACGUGGCAUCAAAGGAGGUGCCACUUUCCGUGCCCCCCGAUGCCUUCGUUGGAAUCUGUGCUAAGAGAGCUGGCAUCACUCCCAUCCACAGCUCUCGGUUUUCCGGGGAAAAGCACAUCAGCUACAAUCGAUGCUGCUAUAAAUUCAUUUUCACCUCUUCCGACAUGAGAGAGGACGAGUUAUUUAAAGACUGGAAGGAAACAAGCACUGGCAAAGACUGCUCGUUACUGGAAACUUACUACGGGCUGGUGUCCUGCAGGGUUUUGACCUAUAUUGAUAAGUUCAAACACUUUAACUUCGAUAGAAUUAAAAACGAGGUUUUUCAUUUUGCUGAUUAA